Molecule: messenger RNA, 2010 nt
Organism: Vitrella brassicaformis
Lineage: Eukaryota; Vitrellaceae
Source: the annotation of a GenBank genome assembly
UCACCGUGUCAGCCACAGCUACAGCCAAGAAGAAAGCUUGGUUGCAGAAUCGUUCAAUCCACUCAUAAAUGCACCACUACGUCUUCACUCCCUCAUUUGCAGUGACACCAAUCCAAGCCGAAAACAUAUGCACAUAUACCAUAGCGUUCAUCUCAGACAGACCUGUCAAGCUCACGACUAGCUGACUACGCAGCACUUCUCCAUCUCUAUGAGCUCGAAUGACCGCAGCAACCGCCGGAGCGAAGGCAUCGUCACGGGAAAGCACUCGUCCAUCCGUGCCUCAUAAUCAGCAGCGGAACGUGCAGGCGACUCGGUCGUGAUCAGGUGCAUGCUGCCACCCGAGAUCAACAGCCAAGCGGCGACAGUGUCGCCUGGUCGAAAGCCGCUCACAACCACAAGAUGCAGGGCAGUUGGAUUUGCAGCAUUUAGAUCCCCGCCGUCUUCCAAACAGUCGACCGCGAUGCCCAGCUGCUCCGGGAUGUCGUCUGUGAUCAGCGACCGAUACCGCUCACCCGUCUCGUCGAUCUGUGCAUUAAAAAUGACCGGGUGCUGAUGGGUCCAGUCGAAACAGAUGUUGUGCAGCAGAUACGACGAGAAAGUGCGGUACAACCCUCCACCCGCGCGGAUGACCGGAUCUCCUCUCUUGUAGCCCUCAGCGUAGGGGUGGCCGCCCGGCAGCUCACCCAAAGGCACCACGUCAAAAGUGUGGUAGUGGGUGCCGAUCCAGUAGUCGCCGCCAUCGGCCUGGUCCACAGGCUCCACAGCCAGGGAAUCUCCUCGGAAUGUCAGUUGGUGGCCGAUCGCCCUGAGGAUGGCCAUUGCAAAUGGCAAUCUGCGGAAGCCCCACACGCUGUUGGGCACCGAGAGCACCAGCGGCAGGUCGGUGGCGGCAUUGGCCAUCCCAUGGAUGGCCGCUAGUCUGAUGAACUGCCCGAUAAACCGCCACCCAUCAAUGCCCUGCCCAAAGAAGUAGACGGUCUUGAAGGCCCCCUCCAGGUCACUGACGGUCAAAAAUAAGGCAUCCUGCAGGCCCCGACGGCUCAACGUCUCCUCUAUAUGCUGCUGGACGAGCCUCAGCAUCGUGUCCACAUCAUCAGGGGAGCCAUCGGUGAUCUGUGAGUGGAGAGUGUGGCGCUGCCGGCUGUCUGUCGACAUGGCCAUGGCAGCGGCCUUCUUGAUUGUGAGCGUGAGGAGGGAUGGGAGGGGAGGAGGGCCCGGGGGCUCGCGAUUGACAUGCUGAGCGGGAUGAGGCCGGGACGCCAUCAGACUCCCAACUGAGGGCCUGCGGGCACCACAGACGAAAAGAAGCCGGUAAUUGGUCUAUUUUCCUCUUCUUCUCUUGGUGUUUCUCCCCACCUUCGAUGGAUCAGUGCUCUGAAGCUUCAGAGAGAAGAAAUACGCCUGCACAAUGCCAUCCGAGCCAUAAAUGCAUGUGGAGACGAAAACAAGUCACAAACGCAUCUGUGCUGGUAUUCUUGCUCACCAAAUGUCGUUCAAUCCCCCUUUUCCUUCUCCCUUUCGCCGGCCUUUCGCCUUUCCUUUCUCGAAGCUCGCAGCUAAGCUCGCAGACGGGAAGGGGAAGAAAAGGAAAAAAGGACCCGAGCGGCGUCCACGCACUCAGUAUGAACGGCUACCUGCGGUCUUUUCGCAUCUGCGCUGGUAACCGUCCACGGAAAGAUCUGCAGUGACUGCGUUAUCUGCAGCCACGUGUGCGUGCGUGUGUGUGUGUGUGUGUGCAUCAGCUGCAGCAUGAUCCCGCUGCUGCAUGAACCUGCGCGACGGGGCCGCAGUAAGGGCAGCAGAAGCCGGCUCCGAGUCAGCGGGCGGGAACAUAGGGAGAGGGAGACAGUCAGUCGUGGCCGCAUGAGGACGGCGGCGCUAGAGAAAUGGGCCAUGACAGACUGAUGCUGUGCUGAUGUGUUUCUCAAAGUGAGGGAUUCAUUUGGAGGGUUGCAUAAGGGCCGACCGGGGCAGUCUGUCUGUGUGGUUGUAUGCUGCUCGGGGCUCCUA